This is a messenger RNA of Monopterus albus (swamp eel), 1597 nucleotides long. RefSeq names its product ribonucleotide reductase M2 b (gene rrm2b). Gene Ontology annotation, cellular component: cytosol. Gene Ontology annotation, biological process: deoxyribonucleotide biosynthetic process. Gene Ontology annotation, molecular function: ribonucleoside-diphosphate reductase activity, thioredoxin disulfide as acceptor. The record is from RefSeq and is a predicted model, not a curated record. Bases 143 to 1243 code for a protein of 366 amino acids. The transcript has 9 exons. NCBI's taxonomy places the organism in Eukaryota, Metazoa, Chordata, Actinopteri, Synbranchiformes, Synbranchidae.
CUGCUUUGUAAUGCUGUGUAUGAGCGCUAGAGGCGCUACCCCCUUCCCUUCAGCGUGGGUGCAUUGGUUUUGACCAGAAGUGCCACAGCUAAUAUCAACACGAGGUUAUUGUAGGUACUCACUAAUAGCGUCUGUCCUCCGAAUGACGCCGACGGUGAAGAAGAAGACUUCUCUGGAAAUGGAUGUGACGGAUAUAAAUCAUCACUCUAAUCAUCUUAAAGAAUCGAAUGGUUUUAAAGAUAAAGAUCCAGACUGCCAAAAUGGUUCAGAAACAGAGGACGAGCCUUUGCUGCAGGAAAACCCCAGGCGGUUCGUCAUGUUCCCCAUCCAGUAUCCGGACAUCUGGAAGAUGUACAAGCAGGCACAAGCCUCUUUCUGGACGGUGGAGGAAGUUGACCUAUCCAAAGACCUGGAACACUGGGACCGUUUGAAGCCUGAGGAGAAACAUUUCAUCUCCUAUGUGCUUGCUUUCUUUGCUGCCAGUGAUGGUAUCGUCAAUGAGAACCUGGUACAGAGGUUCAGCCAGGAGGUGCAGGUUCCUGAAGCACGGUCCUUCUAUAGCUUCCAGAUGCUCAUAGAAACUGUUCACUCUGAGAUGUACAGCAUGCUCAUCAACACUUAUAUUAGGGACCUGAAGGAGAGGGACUAUUUGUUUAACGCCAUUCAGACCAUGCCGUGUGUGAAACAAAAAGCAGACUGGGCCCUCCAAUGGAUAAAUGACAAUAAAUCCACAUUUGGGGAGCGAAUUGUGGCUUUUGCAGCUGUGGAAGGCAUCUUCUUCUCUGGCUCAUUUGCUGCUAUCUAUUGGCUCAAAAAGAGGGGCCUAAUGCCCGGUCUUACCUACUCCAACGAGCUGAUCAGCAGGGAUGAGGGCCUGCACUGUAACUUUGCCUGCCUGUUAUACAGCUACCUGCUGAAAAAGCCAUCAGAGGACAGAGUGAAGGAUAUCAUCGCCAAAGCGGUUAGCAUUGAACAGGAGUUUUUGACUGAGGCCUUGUCAGUGGAUCUUAUUGGAAUCAACAGCUGUCUGAUGAAACAGUACAUCGAGUUUGUGGCCGACCGGCUUCUCACUGACCUCGGGCUGGCUAAGGUUUACCAAGCUGAGAAUCCUUUUGACUUCAUGGAGUCCAUUUCACUGGAGGGGAAAACCAACUUCUUUGAGAAACGAGUAGCAGAGUAUCAGAGAUUUGGAGUCAUGUCAAGCAUGAUGGACUGUGAAUUCACUCUUGAUGCUGACUUCUGAAACUGAUCUGACAUCUAGUUACAUUUUCUUUUCUUUAACAACUUUAUUUAUUUUGCUCUUGUGGAGCUGGCAAAACAAUUUCUUAUCAUAGAAAGCUGUUAUAAUACUGUCACAAUAUUACAAAAAACAAAUGAAUGGUGACAGCUUAAAGCUUUAUUAAAUUAUAAAUAAGUUGUGUGAGAGACAGCAGUUUUGUACUGUAACCUUAUUAACACCUAAAGAUGGUAAAUAUCUAGAAUAUAUUUUAUUGAGUCUGCAGUUCUGGGUGCUGGCUUCUAUAGUGAACUGUUUUAACAUUGUUAUUUUAAUGUAGAAUAAAAUGUUUUAUAAGAAGAAAUUCUUCAGUGUAAUUAC